Molecule: messenger RNA, 3602 nt
Organism: Mytilus trossulus (common blue mussel)
Lineage: Eukaryota; Metazoa; Mollusca; Bivalvia; Mytilida; Mytilidae
Exons: 15
Coding region: 59-2239 (726 amino acids)
Molecular function (GO): protein binding
Source: RefSeq, a predicted model, not a curated record
CACAAAGAAAAUAAAACUAUACGAAGUUUACCAUUCUACUUCCUAAUUUUACAAAGAAAUGAGCACUAAAGUUACCACCACAGGCGUGACUUUGAAAACCGCACCAUCUGUUAGUGGAACACAAUCCCAUCCUGGAGCAAAGCGAGUGCACCCUUUGAAUGAACCAACUGCUGUCAAAAUAUUUGUAACUCCAACAGACAAUAAAGAGUUUAAUCACCUAGGAAUACAGUUGUUGCAGCUGAUACGUAACGGGAACGCAAAACAAGCACUAGAACUACUUGAUAAAAAUGCAGAUGUGUGUUUUUGUGACCAGGCUGGAUGGAGUGCAAUGCACCAUGCAGCUUGUAACGGCUUUGUGGAACUAAUAAUACAUCUGAGAGAGAAAGGAGCUUCAGUUGACGCCUUAGAUUGUUCGAAUGAAACCCCAUUACAUAAGGCGUCGAGGAAGGGCCAUGCUGAAGCAGUUAUAGUGCUCAUAACAUUUGGCGCGGAAAUUAGUGCUGUAAACAGUAAUGGAGAAACUGCAUUAGAGCUUGCAGUGAAAACUGUCCAAACUACAGUUGUAGAGAAUUUGUGCAUGCUUGGAGUUGAAGUUUUGUUGCAAGACUGGUCAUGGUCAAUGAUUGAGGAAAACGAACUGAGUAAGAAACAGAGGAAAAUUAUAGAAAUAUUGCUUAAGCAGCAUUCUCGCAGUUCUGGAUAUGCACAAAAAUCCAUUCAGUUUGAAAUAGUUUCCCUAAAAGCCAAUGAAAACAAAUGUCUGGAAAAUCUAGGAGUGGAGGUAAUUGGUAAUGAUGAUGCUAAAGAUUUAGAAGUUAUUGACAGUGGAGAAAUAGAUAACGACAGUUAUUUUCUUUAUUGUUGUAAGAUGAAGACAGAAUACUCUGAAGUCACAAGCAGCCUUAAACUUAAAGACAACACUGAACUUGUCAGCGAUAUUUAUGAAUGCCGACUUUGGUGUAACAAAAGGAAGACCCUGCGACUUAGUAUACGUCUGAAAACUGUUCUUGCAAGUAAUGAGAAUCUCAUUAUAAUGUCAUCAAAUGGAAAGAUCGGACGAAUAGAUUGUAUUGACAAGUUUACGGAACACAAGAACCAAUCAAAGCAUUAUUCUGUGGCUCAUGUUACAAUAAGUGUUUACACAGCGUCAGUAUCAUUCUACUUUGGAAAACAAAUAGAGCCGGAAAAGUUCAACAUCGGUUCUGAAGCUGUGACACUGAAGCCAAAAGGAGAACCUGAAGCUGAAAUAAGUAUUCCUAAAGGCUCAUUUGAAUCAGAUGGACAAAUGUCUUUACAGAUUGUUGAUACCAAAGAAGUAAAUGAAGAAGAACAAGAAGAAGAAUCUGGAGAUAUGUUAACAACAAACAUAGUCGACAUAUAUAUGACUGAUGGACAACAACCAAAGCAAGAAAUUGGUAUAAAAAUCCCAAUCCAUCACAAGUUGUCUGAGGAUGAUGCUGUUGUAAUACUGGCAACCUCUAGCGAUGCGCCUUGUUCAGUUGACGAUUGGGAAGUCAUGGAGGCAGAAAUGGACGAAUCUGGCAAAUCUGCAACUUUUAGAAUACGUCAUUUUUCUAUCUAUGCUGGUUCAUCAAAAGAGAAAGUGAAAAUAGACUUACCCGGUGUUGUUGAUGCUUUAGAGAGAUCUUUAAACCGACAAAGAAAGAUUGAAUUCAUCUUUCUAACAAAAUGGGUAAAUGUUGACACUCUGCUCUUGGUGAUCGAAGGAACCGCUGCACGGAAAUCUGAUAGUAGAAUAAAAUAUUGGGCGAGACAAGGCUAUAAUGAAAAAUCAUUGAAGAGAAGCAAAGAAAGUCGUGUCAAAAAUGGGCAAAGAUUCAUGUUUACCUUUUCUGGAAACCUUGCAGAAGUAUCAAGAGAAGAGAGUUUUGCAUUAAUCUACCAAAACAACAGAGAUAAUUUCCGGAUGUUUAAUAUCUGUUUAGAUGACCCCAACAAACCAUUCACUGGAGAAAUUCAAAUAUCUUUUGAAAAUGAAGUUAUGCUUACAAUACCAUUAAAGAAGAGUGGUUUAUUUUCCUGUUGCAGUGCUCAAAGAGUAAAGAAAGUUACAAAUAUUGAGCACACAAGCUUGGAGAACAUUUCAUAUAAGGUCAUAAAACCAAAAGAACCUGAUCCUCCCAAACCAGAACCAAAGAAAAUGUCGGACCAAGCACUAAAUAAACUGGGGGUAGUCAAAUAUAAAGUGACCAGUACGAGACAACGCACUCAAAUUUAAAGGAUGAAGAGAAUAAUUCACAGAGGAGGACACCAAAUAUUGGAGAAUUCUUGAAACAUUGGAAAAUUGUGAAAAUAUUUUUUGUUUGUUUGUAAAAAUAUGUAUUUGUCAUAUAUACUUAAACAAUAGACAGAACAAAGAUAAUAAUGUUUAACCAAUGCUUAACAUUUUAUAUAUCUAAAAAACAUUUUUUAUAUUCACUGACAUAUAGCAUGGCCAGCACAAUGGUUAUUAAUUGACUAAGAACUAUUGAAGUUUGGUUUUUGUCUUUUCAACUUUGUCGGUAAAAGUAUUUCGUCUCCCAGUCUAUCCGUAACCCAUUAAGGAAAUAGUCCCUGGCAUGUUAAGCUCAACAGUUUUCCUUUAAAAUAUUUAAACAUUGUGCAAUGAUCAAAUAUAAAUUGAAUACAAAAAGGAAAAAAUUAUUUUGGACCGAUUUUAUUUUUGUUUUUUUAAGUUUGCAGGUAAGCACAUAUGGAGCAGGAUCUGCUUACACUUUUGGAGCACCUGAGAUCACUCCUAAUUUUUGUUUGGGUUCGUGUUGCUUAUUCCUUAUUUUUCUAUGUUGUGUCAUGUAUUGCAUUGUUUGUCUGUUUGUCUUCAUUCUGUUUUAGCCAGGCGUUUUCAUUUUAUUUUCGAUUUAUGAGUUUGACCUGUCGCUCUGGUAUUUUUCGUCCCUCUUUUAAUGAAAUAGUCCAAUUUUUACAACAAAUUGUAAAUGACAUUACGUUUGUGUCAUUUUUAUCGGGGUAUUUCAAGGCAGAGUUGUAUAUAUAUAUAUAUAUGUGUAUUGCAGAUCAUUUGAAUGUAAAAAAUCUCGUAAAGCAGUGUACAAUUUUCCCUAAAACUACUUAUAGUUGUAGUGCUAUAAAAAUAACAACAUAAGUAAGUAUUUGUCUGAAAUUACUUAAAAAUGAAAUAUCCCUGCAUGCGGUUUUCCCCCUAUGACAAGCGAUGAUUUGUUUUUAAUGUCCCUGGUAUUGAUUUUGUUUCCUUGACGUGAUCGUCUUUCCCUCUGAUAUACAUGUUGAAUUCUUACUUGGGGUGUUUUCCUUUUUGUCUUUAGUAAAUUGUCAUUUUUAAUUGAUUAACUCUCUAACUCACGACAUUUUAUAAUGACCUGUCAAACCAUAAAGUCCUCAAUUUAACAAUCUUGUUUUAAAAAUACAGUACUACAUGUGUUUGAUUGUUAGAAUAUGCAAAACCUAUCUCUUUAUUUGGAAGAUUUCAUCCAGUUGUUACAAGUUUGUAUUGAACAAGGGCUUACUAGUAGCAUUUCGUUCUAGCACAAUCCUUGUUUCAGUAUUAUUUUGCACUUUCAAAUACUUUCUAUAAUGAAGUUUGCAAUUGUUUAACCUUCAGU